Molecule: messenger RNA, 3584 nt
Organism: Limulus polyphemus (Atlantic horseshoe crab)
Lineage: Eukaryota; Metazoa; Arthropoda; Merostomata; Xiphosura; Limulidae
Product: coiled-coil domain-containing protein 39-like
Exons: 21
Coding region: 156-3032 (958 amino acids)
Biological process (GO): cilium movement; cilium-dependent cell motility; inner dynein arm assembly
Cellular component (GO): axoneme
Source: RefSeq, a predicted model, not a curated record
UUCUUAUUCAGACGGCUGGAAAUAAUAACGUUAUUUACUGAUAGAAACGUUAUUCGUAAGGAAUAAUGAUUUUAAAAAAUAUAAUAUCAUGAUUGCAGUUUCAGUUAGGACUAAUAUUAAUAACGUAUAUUAGCAACGAUAAGUGAGAUUUAUCAAUGUUAGUGAAGAUGGUCCAAGAGAGUUGGAGUGAUAUUCUUGAUAAGAAUCUUUAUCAAGACUUAUUUGGUGGAAAGUAUGCCUUUCCCAUUGCAAAUGAAGAAAACAGAGCCUUGGAGAAACAGUUGAAAGAAAAGCAGAAAGAAGUUGCUGUUUACAAUUUUAAAUUACAAGAAUCUAACUUACGGAUUAAAACCAUAAAUGAUCAUUUUCGGGAUGUGCAACAACAACUUCAGUACACACAGCAAAUCUAUAAAGCACGCCAGAGAGAACUUGACGCAGAAGUUAAUUUGCAGAAACUGUUGUAUAAUGAAGAACAGUGGCUUCUACAACAGAUUCAACAAUACAAGAAGGAAAUUAAAGACCUUCAUGAAAAACAAGCAGCACGAGAGAAUUCCAUUACUCAGAAUCAACAUAUAAUAGAAGAAAUCAAAACAGCCAUGCAAUGGGAUAACAGUGCUCUAGGAGCUUGGCUGGAAGAACAAGUUCGUCAGGAAGAGGACAUUUUAGCUCUCCUAAAGUACACAGAGCAUGAUGAGAGUAAAAUUAAAGCUAUUAAUUUACAACUUCAACGUUUAAAUGAAGAAGAGAAAAAGAAAAAACAAGAACUCUAUGAAGCUAAUACAGAUGUAACUGUUGUUGAGAUACAGUUAGAUCAUAUGGCUGAAGAAUUUAGAAGAGCCCAUCAAGAACGACAAGGUAUCAUUGAACAAUGGGAGCAAACAGUCAUUCAAAUGCAGCACCGUAAUGUGAACAUCCGAAAUAUUUCUAAGCAAAUAGAGACCAUUCAAGAAGAAGAAGCUAAACUCCAAGAAGCAUUAAGUGAAAAACAGGAGAUGUUGUCAGAAGAAAAUACUACCAAUAGGGAAUUAGAAAGAAGAAUAACACUGGGUGAAUCUGAGCUGCAAAAGUUGCGAGGAGAAUCAGCUGUUAUAGAGAAAGAAAAGGCUCUUGCAGUAGAGAUUGAUGCCCUAAAAAAUGUGGCUUCUCAUACAGCUCGCAAGGUUCACAGUUUUCGAAAUGAUACUGUUGUCCUACAGCAGGAAAUAGAAGAUAAGAGAAAAAAGCUUCAGAUUUUGGAACAAGAGAAGAAAACACUUGAUGAAGAAUUACACAGUAAGAAGGAACAAACAAUGACAACAGCAGAGAGAAUGAUUCAGAUGGAAAUGUUGUUGCAGAAAGAGGAAGCUUAUCAACUCCAGAUGGAAGCAGAACUAGCUAAGCUACAAGAUUUUCACUUCCAGAGGUCUCAAGAGCUUCAGACAGUAUUGGACUUUGAGAGAAAUCUGAAAGCAGAAAUCAAGGGUGUCCAAGCAUCCAAUCGAAAUUUAGAUUCUCGUCUUCGUCAGUUGGAUCAGAAUGGAGUAAGCCAGGAGGAAUUAGUCUAUCACUUGGAUUAUGAGAUCCAGCAGCUGCAUCAACGGAUUGCCCAUAUGGCUGGGGAAAAGAGAGAGGAAGAACAGGUUCAGUUAGAGUUGGAAGUUCAAGAACUAAAGGAAUCAUUAGACAGUCAGACCUCUACUUACUGUAUGCUUUCUCAAGAAGUAAAAAAAACUGAGGAAGGUAUACGUUACUGGAAGAGAAAAAUGGAGAAAAUCUGCAAAGAAAGAGAAGAUUUAGACUCAAAACUACACGAACUUUAUUUACAUAAUGAAACUGCUGAACGUGAAUCGAGAAAUAUGACUUCUCAGAAAGAGGAUAUACUUGUGGAAGAAAGCCUGCUGAAGGUCAAACUGAAAGGCUUACACCAAGUUUUAAAUGACUGUGUGAACACAAAAUUUGCAGCCCAGAAGCAUCAACUUGACAUAGAAACAGCAGUAAAAGAGAGAAAGGAAGAAAUAAAAUGUUGUAAAGAAAUGUUGCAAACAGAAAUAAACCUUGCCCAACAGAAAAAACAUAAACUUAGCCAACAACUUCAGGAAUGCAAUAAUAAGAUCAACAAAUUGCAGAUGAGGUACCAAGUAUUAUUAGGAACAUUGGGAGUAAAUGAAGAAGAUGAAAAAAGUCCGGCAUAUUUGCUUAUCAAGGCAGCACAAGAGAAAGAGGAACUUAGACUUCGUGGGAAGGAGUUAAGUGCUGUUGUAUCUCAAGCAGAAGAAGAAAUGGUGGCUUUGAAGAAUAGUGUGGAGUUGGUUCUAGCUGAGAACACUCAGUUAAGGCAGACAUUAAAACCACUUGGUGAAGAAGGUGAAGAACAGAAGCAGCUUCUUUCAUUUCAAAGUCAGUUAUCAAACUGCUUGGAAAAACUCCAUGAGAAAGAAAAACAGUGUUCAGAAUUGCAGAAUGAUUGUUGUUUCUUAGAGCAAGCAUUGGAAGAUGUGUCAAAUCAAAAAACCCAUGUACAGAGCUUAUUGCAGGAAAAGGAUUCUACAUCAACAGUGUUUCAAAAGGAGCUUGAAGAACAGAAAAAGAAAAUAACUCGUGCAGAAAAACAGACUGGACGGAUAAAUGCAGAACUUCAAGAAUUAUUGUCUCAAGAAUGCCUUACAAAUUAUAAGAAGGAUAUCAGACUACGUCUCCUUCAAGAAGUAGCAAAAAGGUGUAGGGAUGUUUUGGUUGACUUGUCAGAUUUCGACUUAAACAUAAAUGAAGAACUGAAAAAACAGUUUGUAAAAGCCAACAUUCCAUUUCCAACUAAACGAAAUUCUCCUCACCCUUCACGUGCAUGUUCACAUACUUCUUUGCAUAGUUUAAGUUCUGCUUCAUCUUUGAAAUCCAACAGAAGUGAUAAUCAGAUCCCAACAAGUAAAUCAUCAAGGCUUAGCUUGUCUAAUCGUGCUUCAGGCUCAUAUGUCAGCAUUAGCCCGGCAAAGAUACAGAUUGGAACUGAUUUUCCAGUUUCUGGUAUGAAGAGCCCAAGUUCCAGAGAACAGUAAAAGUCAUAUACUGAAGUUAAUCAAAUCGCUAGUCAUACUGUUUAUCUAUAUAUGUAUAUCGAGAUAUGUGUCCAAUUUUGUUUAAACAUAACUAAAAUUAGUUCAACAUUUGUCAUUGUUGCUACAUUGCUUAGUAAUAGUAUUACGUCUGAUUUUUUUCAGAGUUCUCAAUAAAAUGUACAACUAUCUUGUGAUUGUUACAUAUACAAACUUUAAAGUACUGUGAUCAAUCAUUCUUCUCAAACACAUACACAGCACAUAUUUAACAUAAUUUAUUUACAUAUUUUUCUAAUGUAUUGUGUGGUAACUAAGUUUUUUAUUGGCUGUAUCAUUUAAUAAAUGGUGUUAUUUUAUUCAGUAUUAUCCAUUGUGAGAGGUAGUGGGUUCAAAUUUAUCAACCACUUUCAUUAAUUAGUUCUGUACUUUUAAAUAUAUAUAUUCAUAGAUGAUACAUAACAUGUAUAAUGUCAGCCAUCAACACAACAACAUUGAUGCAUUCAGUUUGUACACUUACAUAUUUAUUUCGCAGUUGCAGUUUUUAGAAUACUUGUG